Messenger RNA from Tachyglossus aculeatus (Australian echidna), 2565 nucleotides. RefSeq names its product coiled-coil domain containing 86 (gene CCDC86). Bases 19 to 2286 code for a protein of 755 amino acids. The transcript is spliced from 5 exons. Lineage: Eukaryota; Metazoa; Chordata; Mammalia; Monotremata; Tachyglossidae. Gene Ontology annotation, cellular component: nucleolus. The record is from RefSeq and is a predicted model, not a curated record.
GGCAUCAGGGCACCGGGCAUGGGCUCUCCGCAGCGCCGGAGCCUGCGCCUCCUCCUCCUCGGGCGGGCCGCCCGCCGGGCACCGAAACCUGCCGCCACCAGGCCCAGCCCCGGCCCCGCCGCCAGGGGGCGCCCCCGUGCCAGCCCCGGCUCCGCCGCCAGGGGGCGCCCCCGUGCCAGCCCCGGCCCCGCCGCCAGGGGGCGCCCCCGUGCCAGCCCCGGAGAUGCGGGGCAACAGGUUGCCAGGGUGAAGAAUGCGGGGCAACAGGUUGCCAGGGUGAAGAAUUUGGGGCAACAGGUCGCCGGGGCCGAGGAUGCCGGGCACCACCUUGCCCGAGCCAGGGAUGCCGGGCACGACGAUGCCGGGCCCGAGGACAAGGGGCAACAGGUUGGCAGAGUCAGGGCUUUGGGGCCCGAGGUUGCCCGAGCCGAGGAUGCGGGGCAGGAGGAUGCCAGGGCCGAGGGGCCGAGAGCCGGGGGCCACAGCCAGGAGGUGGGCGGGCCCCGGGGUCCUGAGCCCGAGGGGCAGGGCCAGGGCCAGGGGGAUGAGCCUGCGGCUGUAGGGCAGGGGCAGGAACAGAGGCCUGAGGUUGUAGAGCAGGGGCAGGGGUCAAAGGCUGUAGGGCAGGGGCAGGAACAGAGGCCUGAGGCUGUAGAGCAGGGGCAGGGGUCAAAGGCUGUAGAGCAGGGGCAGGGGUCAAAGGCUGUAGGGCAGGGCCAGAGGCCUAAGGCUAUGGGGCAGAGGGCUGAUGGUGCGGGACAGGGACCUGAGGCUGUAGGGCAGAGGUCUGGUGCUGUAGGGCAGGGACCUGAGGCUGUAGGGCAGGGCCAGAGGCCUAAGGCUGUAAGGCAGGGGCAGGAUCAGAUGCCUGAGCCUGUGGGGCAGAGGCCGGAGACUGCAGGGCAGAGGCCGGAGACUGCGGGGCAGAGGCCGGAGACUGCGGGGCAGGGGCCUGAGGCUGCAGGGCAGGGGCCUGAGGCUGCAGGGCAGGGGCCUGAGGCUGUGGGGCCGAGGCCUGAGGCUGUAGAGCAAGGGCCUAAGGCUGUAGGGCAGGGGCAGGGGCCUGAGGCUGCGGGGCAGGGCCAGAGGCCUAAGGCUGCAGAGCAGGGGCAGGGGCAGGGGAAGAGGCCUAAGUUUGCAGAGCAGGGGCAGGGGCAGAGGCCAAAAGCUGCAGAGCAGGGGCAGGGGCAGAGGCCUAAGGCUGCAGAGCAGGGGCAGGGGCCUAAGGCUGCAGAGCAGGGGCAGGGGCAGAGGCCUAAGGCUGCAGAGCAGGGACAGGGGCAGAGGCCAAAAGCUGCAGAGCAGGGGCAGGGGCAGAGGCCUAAGGCUGCAGAGCAGGGGCAGGGGCAGAGGCCUAAGGCUGCAGAGCAGGGGCAGGGGCAGAGGCAGAGGCCUGAAGCUGUGGGGCAGAGGUCUGAGGUUGCGGGGCAGAGGCCUGAGGCUGUAGAGCAGGGGUGGGGGUCUAAGGCUGUAGGGCAGGGGCAGGGGCUUAAGGCUGGGAGUCAGGGGCAGGAACAGAGGCCUGAGGCUGUAGGGCAGAGGCCUGAGGCUGUGGGGCAGAGGCCUGAGGCUGUAGGGCAGAGGCCUGAGGCUGUGGGGCAGAGGCCUGAGGCUGUGGGGCAGAGGCCUGAGGCUGUGAGGCAGGGGCAGGAACAGACACCUGAGGCUGCAGGGCUGAGGUCUGAUGCUGUGGGGCAGGGACCUGAGGCUGUAGGGCUGGGGCCUGAAGCUGGGAGGCAGGGGCAGGAAGAGAGGCCUGAAGCUGCGGGGCAGAGGACUGAGGCUGCAGGCCAGGGGCAGGGGCAGGGGCAGAGAAAGCGUCUUGGCCCCCCGGGGCCCGAGCCCCCCUCCACCAAGAAGGCCAAGAAGGAAGAGGCGCCAUCCAUCCUCAUCCCCAAAGGGAGGCCCAAAUCCGGCCGGGUGUGGAAGGACCGCAACAAGAAGAGGUUUUCCCAGAUGGUGCAGGACAAACCACUCCGCACAUCCUGGGAGCGAAAGAUGAAGGAGCGUCAGGAGAGGAAGCUGACCAAGGACUUUGCCCGACAACUGCAGGAUGGAAAACGGAGGGAACGAGAGGAGAAGAAACGACGCCGGGCGGAGAACCUGAAGCGAAGGCUGGAGAAUGAGCGCAAAGCGGAGAUCGUCCAAGUGAUCCGGAACCCGGCCAAGCUGAAGCGGGCCAAGAAGAAGGACCUGCGGCGCGUGGAGAAGCGCGACACCCUUGCCCUGCUGCAGAAGCUGCCGCCCCAGCGCCCGGCGGCCAAGGCCUCAGGAGCCACGGGGUGACGGACUCUUCCCUUCCUGUGGGAGAGGUCCCCGGGACCGGCCGGUCACGACGGGGACAGUCGGAGGUCGCCCGGCCCCGGGGGUGAUCUCGGGGUCACCGAUGGCGUCGGAAUCGGUAUCGGCGGGGCCCGCUUUGGGUGAGGAGGGCCGGCCGGGCCCAACAAAUUCUCAGGUGUCAGAAGCGAAGCGGGGACUUCCGCCUUCCCCAGCCCCGCUUCUCCUUUCCCUUCUCCCAGGGAGGAGACAAAAAACAAGCAAUAAAGUCUAUAAUUCGUAGGA